Molecule: messenger RNA, 669 nt
Organism: Magallana angulata
Lineage: Eukaryota; Metazoa; Mollusca; Bivalvia; Ostreida; Ostreidae
Product: hemagglutinin/amebocyte aggregation factor-like
Exons: 5
Coding region: 37-669 (210 amino acids)
Source: RefSeq, a predicted model, not a curated record
CGAGAUAGGUACAUGUAGGUUAUCAGUGCAAUCAACAUGAAUGACGCCGUCCCAGUUUUCCUUUUACUCAUGUGUCUGUCGCGAGGUGGCGCUCCAGAGUCGAACUGGGCCAACGAGUUUGACGGACAUUUCCAAUUUGUGUGCCCCGUCGGCAGUUACCUGACCAACGUAGAGAGUUUCUUCAACAGCUAUUACAACGACCGGAAGUUCAGUUUCCAGUGUAACGCCCGCCUCGAUUCCCCAGUGGAAGUAUCUUCCUGUUUCUGGACCGAUUAUGUCAAUGCGAUGGACAGUCCCAUAGUGUUUCAGUGUGGGUCUGGUGUCAUCCAUGGAAUAGAAAGCUACCACCAGGACACAUACGAAGACAGGAGGUUUAAAUUCAAGUGUUGCAAUCUUCCACUUACAUGUGAAACCAAUUGCCACUACACCGGCUGGGUUAAUGACCUUCAAGGCCCGUUUACUUACAUUGCCCCAGACAACUAUUUCAUUAGAGGAGUUGUUAGUUUUCAUGACAACAAGGCGGAAGACCGGAAGUUCGACUUUGAGGUAUGUGCAUUACCCACUGCCUGUGAUUACCAUCAGCACCACUCACACAAUCCGACCAAACCUAUUUCUACCCCAUCCACAUCUACUACCAACGGGACUACUGCAUGGGUGGUUCUUGGAUAG